Messenger RNA from Octodon degus (degu), 1737 nucleotides. It is a transcript of the gene Lrrc1, whose product is annotated as leucine rich repeat containing 1. Gene Ontology annotation, cellular component: postsynaptic density; adherens junction; postsynaptic membrane. Gene Ontology annotation, molecular function: protein binding. The coding region runs from base 14 to 1492 and encodes 492 amino acids. Gene Ontology annotation, biological process: neurotransmitter receptor transport postsynaptic membrane to endosome; neurotransmitter receptor transport, endosome to postsynaptic membrane. The record is from RefSeq and is a predicted model, not a curated record. The transcript has 14 exons. Lineage: Eukaryota; Metazoa; Chordata; Mammalia; Rodentia; Octodontidae.
UCUGGUUGUGGGGAUGUUGGAUCCGCCGCGUGGCUCUUACUGCGCUGCCCCAGAAGGAGGUCUUGCUUUGCUUCAGCAAUUUUUCCAGCUGGUGAAAUUACGCAAGCUUGGCUUGAGUGAUAAUGAGAUCCAGCGGCUCCCCCCUGAAAUCGCGAACUUCAUGCAGCUGGUGGAACUGGACGUGUCUCGAAACGACAUCCCUGAGAUUCCAGAAAGCAUCUCCUUCUGUAAAGCGCUGCAGAUAGCUGACUUCAGCGGGAACCCUCUGACCAGGCUGCCAGAAAGCUUCCCUGAAUUACAGAAUUUAACAUGUCUGUCUGUAAACGACAUCUCCCUGCAGUCUCUGCCUGACAAUAUUGGCAAUCUGUGUAACCUGGCUUCCCUGGAACUGAGAGAGAACCUUCUUACGUAUCUUCCUGACUCUCUUGCCCAGCUCCAGAGACUAGAAGAACUUGAUUUAGGAAACAAUGAAAUAUAUAAUUUGCCAGAAUCGAUUGGCGCGCUCUUCCAUCUGAAAGACCUCUGGUUGGAUGGAAACCAGCUCUCGGAAUUGCCUCAGGAAAUAGGAAAUCUGAAUAACCUGCUGUGCUUAGAUGUCUCUGAAAAUAAGUUGGAAAGACUUCCUGAAGAAAUCAGUGGCCUGACUUCAUUAACAGAUCUAGUAAUUUCGCAGAACUUGCUGGAGAGCAUUCCAGAUGGCAUUGGGAAGCUGAAGAAGCUGUCCAUCUUGAAGGCGGAUCAGAACAGACUCACGCAGCUGCCCGAAGCCAUUGGCGAGUGCGAGAGCCUCACAGAGCUGGUUCUUACGGAGAAUCGGCUCCUGACCUUACCUAAGAGCGUUGGAAAACUUAAGAAGUUGAGCAACUUGAACGCAGACAGAAAUAAAUUAGUGUCUUUACCAAAAGAGAUUGGCGGCUGCUGCAGCCUCACUGUGUUCUGCGUGCGAGACAACAGACUCACUCGGAUACCUGCCGAGGUGUCGCAGGCAACAGAACUUCACGUCCUAGAUGUGGCGGGGAACAGGUUGUUGCAUCUGCCCUUGUCACUGACUGCCCUGAAGCUGAAGGCCCUGUGGUUAUCUGACAACCAGUCCCAGCCUCUGCUCACUUUUCAGACGGAUACAGACCACACCACGGGAGAGAAGAUCUUAACUUGUGUCUUACUGCCGCAGCUGCCUUCUGAACCUUCCCGUCAAGAGAACCUGCCUCGCUGCGGGGCUCUGGAGAGCCUGGUGCAGGACGUCUCCGAUGAUGCCUGGAGCAUGCACCCUGUGCACAGGGUCAGUGCCAUCCACUUCCUGGAUGAGGACCGAGACGAGGAUGAGAGUGAGACGAGAACACUUCUGCGGCGAGCUACCCCACACCCAGGGGAGCUGAAGAACAUGAAGAGGACGGUGGAGAGUUUACGGAACGACAUGAAUGCUGCUAAAGGGCUGGAUUCCAACAAGAACGAAGUCGAUCGCGCCCUGGACCGAGUGACCACUUCUGUGUAGACUGUCGCCGCGGCUCCCACCUCCUCGUCUUCCCUGCUGUCUGGACACUCCCGUCUGCUUCCCGGGAGCCGCCCUCCUCACCCGCGUGGCCCUGCCGCUGGCCGGCCAUGCUCCUGCCCAGGAAGUGCCUUAGCCCUCAUCCGGGCGGCGCCCAGUGCUCUUCUGGCCUGUUUGGGUUUUGGUUUUGAUUUUUUAAAAAUUUCAGUUGUUUGUAAUAAGUAGAAUACACUACUGUAAACACCUGA